AACUGAUGCCUCCUCCUCCAGUCCUUUCUGUUAUGUGUUUAGUUGUGUUCUUGUUGUCUUUGAUAGUGUCGUAAAAGCAGCAAACGUUUGCAUAAAUAUGUGUAGUUUUCCCGUCUGCUGGAAAAGAGCUCGAAUAUGUAUGUGAGCUUGACAGCGAUACGAAGACAAAGCGAAAAAAGAGAGCAACGAGUAGCGUGGCGAGAAGUGCGCUUACGAUGAAUAUGGAAUCUUGUGAAGCAGAUAUGAAUAGUCAUGGGGAUGAGGAUGCAGGGUGUGAUCGUCACGAGAGCCUUGAAAACAUUAAAGAUAACGAUAAGAUGUGUGAAUCAACAAGAAAACGUAAGGAGCAGAAUGACGAACCAGUGGAUCAGACACUGUCGAACUGUAGCGAGGACACAAAGGACAUCACUUCUAAAGAUACUCCGGAUAGUAAUGAUGCCCACGUUCCGCUGGAGCCAAGCAAUGGAGAAAAGGCAACUGAAUCAACUUCACCAGAUGCCAAACUGGUCAAGAUGACUUGCAUGUCUACAGAGAUGUCAGGGACAAACCUCAGUUCCCCCGUAAAUACAGAUAACGCACAUAACGAAGAUGUGGAGAUGAGUCUAGCAGACAAAGAGUCUCUGCCUAGCAACUCUCCUGCUUUGCCCGACUUGCAAGGCCCCUGUCCGAGUGUUGACUCAAUGGUGGUGGAACCCAUACCCUCGGUUCCCAAUUUAGAGAACAUCAAAGACGCUGUAGAGAACAUCAAAGAAGAACCUGAAGUGACACCCAUGGAAACAGGUGACACAGAGGGGCAAAGCUCUGGUGCUGCUGAUGUUUUUGUUCCUGAAAAAGUCAAGACUGAACCUCAGAGUGACCAGACACAGGUGUCUUCUUCAGAAAGUGAGCAAGUCUCAGCAGAGCAGAAAGAACAGGAAUGGCUCGGGACCCCAAUAAAGGAGCUCAGAAGAAUGCCUCAGUGUGGACAGUCCCUGCCACACCUCAGGGCAACAGACAAUCACAAAGUACUCAUCAGGACAGACCUGCUCAAAGAAGGUCAAAGCCCCCUUCCAUAUCCGAGCAAAUACAGAGAUUCCUGGGAUGAUAUGACCGUAAAGAUGCCUUGUUCAGACAAGAACCUGUUUCCUGUGGAGAAUGAGGAUGGAAGUGUCGUGCAAAGUCGAUGGGAUUUGAUUUGUACAGCUUUGGAAGGAGAAUGCAAAAGUUCACUUGACAUUAGGGAUGCAAUAUUGAGUUACAACACAGCACAUGCUAAAAGAUGGGACUUCACAGCUUUGAACUUUCUCUGCACUGAGGGUAUGGAAAAUGAAGAAGUACAGCAUCUCUUUAAUGCCAUAUUGCCAAAGAUGAUGAAACUGGUUUUGAAUACACCCAAGAUUUGCACCCAGCCAAUCCCGCUACUUAAGAUGAGGAUGAAUCAGUCCUUGACCAUGUCACAGGAACAAAUUGCCUGCCUUCUUGCCAAUGCCUUCUUCUGUACAUUUCCCAGACGCAACUCACGCAAGUCUGAGUAUGCCAACUACCCCGAGAUCAAUUUUUACAGACUGUUUGAAGGUUCUUCUUCACGCAAGAUUGAGAAACUCAAAACUCUGCUGUGCUAUUUCAGAAGGGUCACUGAAUCAAUGCCCACUGGCCUUGUCACAUUCACAAGACAGAGUUUGAGCAGUUCUCCAAAAUGGGAAAGUUCAAAGAAACAGCUCACCCGUCUUCAUAUCACCUAUAAGGGCACCAUAGAGGAUGACGGCUACGGGAUGCUUCAGGUGGACUUUGCAAACAGGCUCGUGGGUGGAGGGGUGACAGGUAUGGGGUUGGUCCAGGAGGAGAUACGCUUCAUCAUCAACCCUGAGCUCAUGGUAUCACGCCUCUUCACAGAAGCUCUGGACCAGAACGAGUGCCUCAUCAUCACAGGCACAGAGCAAUACAGCAAGUACUCUGGCUAUGCAGAGAGCUUCAGAUGGAAAGCCAAUCACAAAGAUGAGAUUCCCAGAGACGGGUGGCAGCGGAAGUGCACCGAAAUUGUGGCCGUGGAUGCGCUGAAAUACAGGAAUUUCAUGGAACAGUUUCAGCCCGAGAAAAUGACCCGGGAGCUAAACAAGGCAUAUUGUGGUUUCAUGCGACAUGCUGUGAACCCUGAGAACCUCUCCGCCGUUGCCACAGGAAACUGGGGAUGUGGUGCAUUUGGAGGCGACACGCGACUCAAAGCUCUGCUGCAGUUGAUGGCAGCUUCUGAGGCAGGGAGAGAUGUGGCCUACUUCACUUUUGGAGAUGAGGACCUCAUGAGGGACGUGAAUGCCUUGUACAGAUUUCUUAAAGACAAGUGUGUCACUGUCGGCACUCUGUACUUCUACUUACAACAGUACUCUAAUGUGGUGUCUAAGCAUCUCCAGAGGCCUAACAUCAGCCUCUAUGGCUACAUCUAUGAUAAGGUCAAUGCAAAUAUGGACCCCGAGCCCAGCCCCAGCGACAGCAAUUUAACCACUGCGCCUUCCCCCUGUCCUGCAGACUGCCAUUAAUGCUGGUCAACGGCUAACUCAACCUGUCCAGAUGCCUCAGUGCUUUCUUUUCCUUUAGAAAGACUUUUUGGGUGGUUGUCUUGAGAGCACAUUAUGCCUUUCUUUUCCUUUUUUUGUACCAGUGAGUGAGGUUUAAGUCAUUAUGAAUAAGGCGACGGAAAGUAUGGCAAUAGACUAGAAAUCCUUAUUUCUGGUGAGCAUCAUCUAGGUUUGAUCCCGGAAUAGUUUUUUUGUUUAGAAGCUUUCCUGGGAUCAAAUUUACUGCAUGAUCUUAGGUAAGUUUGGUGACCAAGGUGUAGUCAUUUAAAAAAAAAAAAAUCUUAUUCAGGAACUAAUAGUGAUUCACAAUAAAGUGUGUAGACAUAAAAAAUAUGCAUGAGAACUUCUAAAUACACAGUAAAGUCCCCUUUGACACUUGAUUAUAAAAUGUAUUGCACAAGACGUAUCCGUAUUUUUUUUUUUUUUUUUUUUAAGUAUGAAAAGGUUUGAUAUUGAAAGAUGUGAAAAGGAAAUAUUACAUGAUGGGGGAAAAAUGAAUGGGACUGCUGCAAAUCGGAUUGAGUGAAAACCUAUAUGGUCUCUGCAUGACAUUUUUUUGGCGAUUUAUUACGCUCAAGGUUUUUACGGUUUCAUUUGUUUUGAUUAAAGGCACCUUCGAGAAAUGGGGUUGAUAUUUAAAGGUAGUGAAUAUUUUCAUAUGUUUUGUUCUUAUUAUGAUUUGAUAAUUAAAAUCGUUGAUUCAA
Puntigrus tetrazona (Sumatra barb) is the source of this 3256-nucleotide messenger RNA. It is a transcript of the gene parga, whose product is annotated as poly (ADP-ribose) glycohydrolase a. The transcript has 18 exons. Gene Ontology annotation, molecular function: poly(ADP-ribose) glycohydrolase activity. Bases 216 to 2513 code for a protein of 765 amino acids. Gene Ontology annotation, cellular component: cytoplasm; nucleus. NCBI's taxonomy places the organism in Eukaryota, Metazoa, Chordata, Actinopteri, Cypriniformes, Cyprinidae. The record is from RefSeq and is a predicted model, not a curated record. Gene Ontology annotation, biological process: carbohydrate metabolic process; regulation of DNA repair; nucleotide-sugar metabolic process.